This is a messenger RNA of Cadophora gregata, 414 nucleotides long. RefSeq lists its product as uncharacterized. Bases 1 to 414 code for a protein of 137 amino acids. The record is from RefSeq and is a predicted model, not a curated record. The transcript has a single exon. Lineage: Eukaryota; Fungi; Ascomycota; Leotiomycetes; Helotiales; Ploettnerulaceae.
AUGUCAUUGUUGCUUUUAACGACCCACCUCGGGACCCUCGAGGUUCCCAACAUUCUCCAAUCUUGGCUGGGUGGCACCAAAACAUCUAGUGUUAUUUACAAGUCAAUUACAUGUUUCCGCCACCAUGGUUUCCGCCCUGACUUUUGGCUCCUGGCGUUCCUGCCAGAUGACCACCCACCCACCGAUCCCACUGAGACCCGCCUCUUACAAUUCUCAUAUACCCCAGAAGAUACCAAGACCUACCACGACCUAAUAAUCAACAUGUCCGAGACGCGAGAUACCGACUCAAACGGUGGCCGACUCAUCUCUGCAAAGCGACACAUCCGCCGUGUCCUCGUCGAGGCUAGGCUCCGCGUCUCUUCCGUCGAGAGAACAGAACAUGAUGAGAUCGAUUUUCUGUCUUGGACGUCGUAG